AUGACCUUUACUGAUUUUGAAAUUUUGCUGAGUAAAAUUUCACCGAUAAUUUCUAAGCAAGACACAGAUUUCAGAGAAGCUAUUCCAGCAAAAUUUCGCCUUAUCAUGACUCUAAGAUUUUUAGCAUCUGGUGAUAGCUACAGAAGUCUACACUAUCUGUUUAAAGUCUCCAAAGCAUCUAUAUCAGGAAUUAUACGGGAAGUCUCUAGAGCUCUUAAUGAAGUUCUAAAAGAUGAAGUAAAGAUGCCCACAACAGCGGACGGUUGGUUAGAUAUCGAAAAAGGAUUUAGAAGAAAAUUUCCACACUGUAUCGGAUCAAUAGACGGCAAGCAUAUCGUAAUGGAAAACCCUUAUCACAGUGGAACCGAGUUUUAUAACUAUAAGAAGACUUUUAGCAUUGUUCUAAUGGCACUAGUGGAUAGCAAUUAUAAAUUUAUAUUUGCCGACAUAGGAAGCCAAGGAAGAAUAAGUGAUGGUGGUGUAUUCAACAAUUCAUUGUUAUGGAAAAAAAUCUGUAGAAACGAAUUAGAUCUACCCACACCAUGUCUUCUUCCCGGAUCAAAUAUUGAUGUGCCAUAUGUCUUCAUAGGCGAUGGUGCUUUUGCACUCAGUACACAUGUAAUGAAACCAUACCCUGGCAAUCAUGAUUCGGAUUCACAAAAAAGGAUAUUUAAUAAAUGUCUGUCCAAAUCCCGAGUUGUGGUGGAAAACACAUUCGGAAUCUUAAGUGCAGUAUUUAGAAUAUUUCGACGACCAAUUGAUCUGGAUCCAGAUAUUGUAUCACAAUUGACAAUGACAUGUGUACUGCUACACAACUUUCUCAGAAACAGUAAAAAUUCCGCAGCAAGAUAUACUCCUCCAGGAACGUUUGAUGAAUACGAUGAUAACGGCAAUCUGACAAGGCCUGGAUCGUGGCGAACAAACGCAGGUGGAUAUAACGCUAUAAGAGAUUUGCCAAUGAUAGCACGAAGAUCACCUCUGAACGCUAGAGAAAUCAGGGACGAAUUUUCUUCAUAUUUUUAUAGGGCUAUCCACUAACAAUGUACCUACCUA
This is a messenger RNA of Hyposmocoma kahamanoa, 1053 nucleotides long. Its product is annotated as protein ALP1-like. The record is from RefSeq and is a predicted model, not a curated record. Bases 1 to 1038 code for a protein of 345 amino acids. Lineage: Eukaryota; Metazoa; Arthropoda; Insecta; Lepidoptera; Cosmopterigidae. The transcript has 2 exons.